Penaeus indicus is the source of this 450-nucleotide messenger RNA. RefSeq names its product histone H2B. Gene Ontology annotation, cellular component: nucleosome. The record is from RefSeq and is a predicted model, not a curated record. Bases 18 to 389 code for a protein of 123 amino acids. The transcript has a single exon. Gene Ontology annotation, molecular function: structural constituent of chromatin; DNA binding; protein heterodimerization activity. Lineage: Eukaryota; Metazoa; Arthropoda; Malacostraca; Decapoda; Penaeidae.
UUGUCCCAACAAGCAUCAUGCCUCCCAAAACUUCCGGAAAGGCUGCCAAGAAGGCCGGUAAGGCCCAAAAGUCUAUCACCAAGGGUGAUAAGAAGAAGAAGCGCAGGAGGAAGGAGAGCUACAGCAUCUACAUCUACAAGGUGCUCAAGCAGGUCCACCCUGAUACCGGUAUCUCCUCCAAGGCCAUGUCUAUCAUGAACUCUUUCGUGAAUGACAUUUUUGAGCGCAUUGCAGCUGAGGCUUCCCGCCUUGCACACUACAACAAGCGUUCCACCAUCACCAGCCGGGAGAUUCAGACCGCUGUCAGGUUGUUGCUCCCUGGAGAACUGGCAAAGCACGCUGUUAGUGAGGGCACCAAGGCCGUCACCAAGUACACUUCCUCCAAGUAAAUCUCUAGGUUGCAUCAUUUGUUUGCCUCCUAGAACAACAUCGGCUCCUUUAGGAGCCACA